Molecule: messenger RNA, 1754 nt
Organism: Erigeron canadensis
Lineage: Eukaryota; Viridiplantae; Streptophyta; Magnoliopsida; Asterales; Asteraceae
Product: berberine bridge enzyme-like 8
Exons: 1
Coding region: 22-1620 (532 amino acids)
Molecular function (GO): oxidoreductase activity; FAD binding
Source: RefSeq, a predicted model, not a curated record
UCUUCCUCAUAAUAACAAAAUAUGGAGCUCAUCAAUAUUAAAUUAGUUGUUCCAAUUCUCAUAUGGGUUCUUAUGAUCUUAUUCUCCUCAUCAUUUUCAAAUUCAUUGGAUGAUAAUUUUCUUCAAUGUCUCUCUCAGAACUCAAACAGUACAAACACAGAUUUUGUGUUCACCCAACAAAACACAAAAUUUUCAUCUGUUCUUGAGUCAACAAUCAUAAACCUCAGAUUUUCAACCUCUAAAACUCGGAAACCAUUUGCUAUAAUCACACCCUUGACAUAUUCUCAUGUACAAUCUGUAGUACUUUGCUCCAGACGUUUCAAAUAUCGAAUGAGAAUUAGAAGCGGUGGACAUGACUAUGUAGGAGCUUCAUACACUAGUACAUACGACGACAAUGUCCCUUUUGUGGUUCUUGACCUUAAAGAACUGCAGUCCAUAAAAAUCGAGUCAAGUAAGAAGACUGCUUGGGUGGAGUCCGGGGCAACGAUUGGCCAAUUGUAUUAUUGGGUGUCCCGGGAAGGUAAAAAUCUAGGAUUCCCAGCUGGGAUCUGCCCCACGAUAGGCGUUGGUGGGCACCUAAGUGGAGGGGGGUUCGGUACUAUGGUAAGAAAGUAUGGUCUAGCUGCUGAUAACGUAAUCGAUGCCAAGAUUGUUGAUGUCAACGGGCGACUUCUUGAUAGAAAAUCCAUGGGGGAAGAUCUGUUUUGGGCGAUCAGAGGAGGCGGGGGAGGGAGUUUUGGCGUUGUAGUCGCUUGGAAGGUGAACCUUGUUCAAGUUCCUGAAAAGGUUUCGGUUUUUAGUGUUUCCAGGACUUUAGAACAAGGUGGUUCGGAUGUUUUCAACAAAUGGCAGUACGUAGGACACAAGUUAAGCAAAGAUUUGUUCAUUAGAGCCAUAAUACUAGCUACGACAAACGGGGCAGGACAACGAACAGUUCAAGUUCUGUUCAACUCCAUGUUUCUUGGAAGAGCCCAAAAACUCCUUGAAACUGUUAAACAAAGUUUCCCUGAAUUGGGUUUACAAGAAAACGAUGUCAGUGAAAUGAGUUGGAUCCAGUCCAUACUGUAUUUCAACAAUUAUCCAAAAGGAACAAGCAUCGAUGUCCUUAGAGACAGGAAACCCGAUGCCAGAAGGUACUUCAACGGUAAAUCAGAUUAUGUGAAAGAACCGAUACCCAAAGAAAGAUUACAAGAUGUAUGGAGAUGGUCUCUGGAGAUAGACAACCCGGUCCUUAUAAUGGAGCCACACGGUGGAAGGAUGGACGAGAUCGCGGAAACCAGAGUUCCUUACCCUCAUCGAAAAGGGUAUUUGUAUAACAUACAAUACUUCGACAGUUGGGACAACAUUGAAGCAUCUGAAAAGCAUGUAAGUUGGAUGCGAAGGAUUUACGAAAACAUGACACCAUAUGUGUCAAAGAACCCGAGGGCAUCUUAUGUGAACUAUAGAGACUUGGAUCUAGGUAAAAAUCGCAAUAACACAAGCUACUCGGAAGCCAUGAAGGGGUGGGGAAGCAAGUACUUUAGUAACAAUUUCAAGAAGCUGGCAAUGGUGAAAGCCGCGGUCGAUCCAGACAAUUUCUUCUAUUCUGAGCAGAGCAUCCCGCCUCUAACUAUGAGCUAAUUAAUCAAUCAAGGGAUCAACGUACACGUACACUACUAAUUAACAUAUCCCUCUAAAUCAAACUGUUAUAAUCGUUUAUAUAUAUAUAUAUGGUUGUUAAUCGUUUACGUUAAUGAACUUGUUCUUGAAGGGAA